GGCUGGGGUUAAUUAUCAUGAUCUGUGGUGUCUAAAAUCACAUGUCCUCUUCUGUUAAGUGUAGGUAUUUGCUUAUUUGUAAAUAGGGCAGGUCUCCUGUAUAAAGACAGUGUUUGUAUUCACACCCAAUGAACAAACACCUCCACCCACUGUUGUUGUUUAAAAAACUCCAGCUGCUCAUGAAUAUAGGGUCAGAGAGGGCCGCCUAAAUGUUUCUCUGUGCUUUCUCUCCAGCACAGCCAGCAGAGCUGUUUCCUGUUCUUUGUUUCAAGGCUGGGGUUUGCGUCAUACAUUCCAAGUGGCAUAUGUGUGCUCUUUCCUGUUUCAGGCUGUUUUUUUAAGUAGACCAGUAGCCCAGUCCAGGCCCCUUGUCACUGCCCUGCAACUCCCAGUCCCCACCCAGUGAGUUAUCAUGUCUCUACACACACAUGAUUGCUUAAGUUGCCUGUGUUAUGUCAGCAUGAGAAGUCUGAGUUAACCUUUUAACACACCCUCUGCUCCAGUAUAUUUACAUGGGUGAAUAAUGAGUUUCAUUCCCUUUUCUAAAAACUUGUUUGACUCUUUAAAAAAAAAUUGAAUCUGAGUUCUCCUCUCACCUGUGCCAAUGUAAGUCUGGAAUAAUUCCAUUAAAGUCAAUGGAGUUGCAGUGGUGUAAUACCAGUGCAAGUGAGAAGAGAAUCCAGCCCUGUAUAUUCAUUUAUGUGAAAACCUAUUGGCUUCUCCCCACAUCUGUUCUGAAGAUACCACCAUGAUCAUUUUCUGUUCCAGUUUUGAUCAAGAUUAGAAUUGUACCAUUUUUUUCGAAGAGAGGAAAUAUCGUACUGUUACAUGAAUUCAAGGAUCCGUACUCUUCCAGAUUUAAUGCAGGAAAAUGAGAGACUAACAGCUUUCUUUGGAUUAAAUGGAAAUACAAAUUGUAAGAAUUAUUUCAAGUGAACACACAAGCUAAUAAUUUUGUCCAGGACGACACAGGCAUCAGAAGAUUUCACUGAAAAGAUGCUAAUGUUUGACCCAGUCCCUAUCAAGCAAGAAGCCAUGGAACCUAUUUCAGUGUCAUACCAGUCCAAUUACAUGGACCAAAUGAAGCCAAACAAAUACAGUGUCAUUUAUCCUACCCCAAAUAUGUUGCACAAUAAAUUCUAUCAACCCCCAGAAGGACUAUCUAAUGGAAUCCAAAUGGAGCCAGUUGACCUUACAGUGAAUAAACGAAGCUCACCACAUUCAGCUGGAAGUUCUCCUUCUCCUCUGAAAUUUCAGACUAUACAUAGAAGAGCCUCACCUGGAUUAACUUUGUCCUCACCCAGCCCACCUAUGAAAAAAUUCACCCCACCACCUCCCCCAGGAGUUCAACCUUUUUCCAUGCCAUUAACAAUCCCUCCAGUAAUGGCUGCUCUUUCACGCCCUGGACUUAGGAGCCCUGGAAUACUUCCAAUUAUACAGCCACUGGUGGUCCAGCCUGUUCCUUUUAUGUAUGCUCCACAUCUCCAGCAACCUAUAAUGGUGUCUACUGUUCUUCCAGAAGAGUUGGAAAAUCCAAGUAGCAUGCCAGUGCCUGUAAUUGAAUCUUAUGAGAAGCCCACAUUAAAGAAAACAAUCAAAGUAGAACCAGGAAUUGAAUCGCCAAGGACCGAGUUCUAUCCUGAACAAAUGUCUCCUCCAAUGAUGACCUCCUUGUCUCCUCAGCAAAUAAUGUUGCAAGAGAAUCACCCUUCAGUAAUAGUUCAGCCGGGAAAGAGGCCUUUACCUGUGGAAUCUCCAGACACACAAAGGAAACGCAGAAUACACAGGUGUGAUUAUGAAGGUUGCAACAAGGUCUAUACUAAAAGCUCCCACCUAAAAGCUCACAGAAGAACGCAUACAGGUGAAAAGCCAUACAAGUGCACCUGGGAGGGAUGCACAUGGAAGUUUGCUCGUUCUGAUGAACUAACACGACAUUUCCGUAAACAUACCGGAAUCAAACCCUUCCAGUGCCCGGACUGUGACCGUAGUUUCUCACGCUCGGACCAUCUUGCUCUCCACAGGAAACGCCAUAUGCUAGUCUGAAUGUCUCUUGUCCCUCAACUGCCCAUCACACUUCCUUUUUUACGUGUGCAUUUUAAUUUGGAUUCAGCUGGUCUGAAUCUCUGCGCUUACACAAUUAAAAACUUCCAUAUGGUCAGUAAUAGAUGUUAUCUAACCCUGCUAUUUCCUUGCCACGGGUCAGACCUAAAGAAUGUGAACAUUUUUUUUUCUAGGGAUGCUAAGCAAACCCUUCCUACAGACAGUAUGUGUAAUGUAUUCCUUUGUGAAUAAGGGAAUUUGUAAACUAGCAACUUUGUUAGUUUUGCCAUAUAAUCAGCCAGCAUAAAUUGAUCAACUAGUAAAUGUUAUUGAAUAUCCAGUCCUUGCCAGAGACUUUAUUUACGAGCCCUGCAAAGGAUACUCUCCUUUUUGCUCAACAGUGCAAUGAAUGGACUUUCCAACAUUGCUGGUUACAGCAGCAUGUUUAAAGCAACACUUUUAGAAAGACACCUUCUCACUGUAGAAAUCCCCUCUGCCAAGACAGUGAAUGACACUGUAAUAACUAACUAAGUAAAUGAAAGAUUAAGUGAUAGCUGAUUUGGUCUAAAUGAAUAGUAGUAUUUGAAGAAUCAGCAGCAGAAAUUGGUGUAUACACAUGAUUGUGCCUCUAAACCAACUUCACCUAUCUUUUGUAUUAUACUGUAGUACAUGAGCUUGUGUUUAUUGCAUGAUGCCUCGGUAGAUUCCUUAAGUGUGUGAUUCCUGUGUGACACUCUGUUUUGUGUGCAGCCGUAUAGGUGGAACACACGGUACUCCUAUGACAUGACAUGAAAUGAUUUUCACAGAGACCUACCAUACCUCAUUUCAGGGGUAAAGAUGUAUCCCUCAAUAAUCACUCCCCUGUAUUUCCUGUUCUUUAAAAACAUCAUACCUCAGAAGCAGCAGUUGUCAUAUCAAAAUGCUCAAAACUGUACCAUUGGUGGAAGUGAGUGCCAAUUUGAUACACUACAGUAUUUAAAUUUUAGUUCACACGAAUUUUUUGAUGGCAAAAGACUAAAUGGCAUCCAAUAGGAAGCUGUGAGAAACUGAGUUGUGUAAAUGUCUCAAACGAAGAGAGUAGGCUUGAUAAGCCAUUUAAUGACUGAUUUGAUUUGUGGUUCUGUUGGUUUCUUGAUGCUAGGUGGACCAAGAGAUCCAAUGGAUGUGCUUGUCGUAUUAACAAAUUGAGUCAGAAAGGUUCAACUCCCAAUUUCAGUUAACAAAAUAAAAUAAAUACCCAAGUAAAACAACCUAAAGUUUGGUGCUAAAUCUGUUCCAGAACUUUGGAGGUGUUAAUUGCAUUAAAAGGGAAGUUCCUGCAUUUAUUAGUUGGCUGCUUUUGUGACACCACAAGGAAACAAGAUGUAUUUGUCUAGACUGUUAUACCCCACAAUGUUUUUUGUUCAGUUCAUCAUGCAAAUCAGGCAUAGUUCCUGCAAUAUGAAAAUAUCACAGUCAAAUUUUCACCUAAUGGAAAAACCCAUUGGAAAGGAAAAUAUCUGCAUGCUGCCCUCUAUGGGAAGGAAUUUGAGACCCUGUGACACAGGAAGUGUUCAUGACCCUAUACACUGUGGACACCUGGAAAAUCCUGCAUAUCCAAGAGUUGCUGUGCCAGUUUACUCUCCUGGCAGUGUGGUUCACAUCUACCUGAUAUCCACAGCUGCUCCCCUCUGUCAGCAAAACUGGCAGGAAGGGGAGCAUCUCUAGUAGUAUAAAGAUAGGCCAAUGUAUAGAUAUUUGGGAGGGUAAAGAAUAAAAUUAGACCUUACAGCUAUCUGAACUUUAACACCAAGUGUCCAUGAGCAGGUUUCAGGGAUUCCCCCAAGCAGGGCAUUAGACUCGCUGAGGCCCAGACCAGAAAGCUGAAGCUCCACUGCAUGGGGCUGAAGCCCGAGACCUUAAUCCCCACCACCC
This is a messenger RNA of Mauremys reevesii (Reeves's turtle), 3954 nucleotides long. RefSeq names its product Kruppel like factor 3 (gene KLF3). The record is from RefSeq and is a predicted model, not a curated record. Gene Ontology annotation, molecular function: RNA polymerase II cis-regulatory region sequence-specific DNA binding; DNA-binding transcription factor activity, RNA polymerase II-specific. Lineage: Eukaryota; Metazoa; Chordata; Testudines; Geoemydidae. Gene Ontology annotation, biological process: regulation of transcription by RNA polymerase II. The transcript has 7 exons. Bases 997 to 2043 code for a protein of 348 amino acids.